Camellia sinensis is the source of this 1116-nucleotide messenger RNA. RefSeq names its product NAC domain-containing protein 83. Gene Ontology annotation, biological process: regulation of DNA-templated transcription. NCBI's taxonomy places the organism in Eukaryota, Viridiplantae, Streptophyta, Magnoliopsida, Ericales, Theaceae. Gene Ontology annotation, molecular function: DNA binding. The record is from RefSeq and is a predicted model, not a curated record.
UCUGUCUGUCUGUCUGUCUAUCUAUCUAUCUAUCUAUCUAUAUGUACGUAUAAAUUCUCUACUUCGAUGGGUUUUUAAGAUGUGUAUAAGUUGCAGAAAAUUCAAGCUGAAUUGGGUUUGAUUUUGAAUUAAAAGCUCAUCAAGUUUUGUUUGUUGUGAGUGCCUUGUUUUUGUGCUCUGAGAUGGAAAAAUUCAACUUUGGUAAGAAUGGUGUGCUAAGAUUGCCUCCUGGCUUCCGCUUCCAUCCCACUGACGAAGAGCUCGUUCUUCAGUACUUGAAACGCAAAGUAUUUUCAUGCCCUUUGCCAGCUUCCAUUAUCCCAGAGUUCGAUGUUUGCAAAUCCGACCCUUGGGACUUGCCAGGUGAAUUGGAGCAAGAAAAAUACUUUUUUAGCACUAGGGAAGCCAAGUAUCGAAAUGGGAACCGGUCCAACAGAGCGACAGGUUCUGGGUAUUGGAAAGCGACAGGAAUAGAUAAGCAAAUUGUAUCUUGCAGGAGCAACCAAGUUGUGGGGAUGAAGAAAACUCUGGUUUUUUAUAGAGGAAAGCCUCCACAUGGUUCUAGGACUGAUUGGAUCAUGCACGAAUACCGCCUCAUCGAUGCUGAAACUACAGCCACCACUUCCCCACAGAAAAAGAAAUUAACUCUGAGCACUAUGGAAAAUUGGGUACUUUGUCGUAUAUUUUUGAAGAAGAGAAGUGCUAAAAAUGACAAUGAGAUCAGAGAAUCUCACAAUUGUAACACAGUUGGGCCUGUAUUCUAUGAUUUCUUGGCCAAAGACAAGACUGAUUUGAAUCUUGCCCCUGCUUUGUCCUGCUCAGGUUCGAGUGGGAUCACAGAAGUUUGUUGUGAUGAUCAAUCAGAUGAUCACGAAGAAAGUAGCAGUUGCCAUAGUUUAUCCUCUUUUAGUAGAAGAAAACCUUAGCUAGCUAGCUACAAAAAAUACUUUCAGUAGUGUCUGUAUCAGUAAUUGAGCUUCCAAAUUGCCCCAUCAGAAUAACCAUCUUAGAGAUCUCUGAUGUUUGGUUACUCAGAAAAGAAAUCAAGAAAAAAUGGGAAGAAAAGAAAUUUCGGCAUCAACUAUUGUCAAUUCUCAAUUCCAAAGUUCUAAAUUA